Messenger RNA from Penaeus monodon (black tiger shrimp), 1811 nucleotides. RefSeq names its product alpha-1,6-mannosyl-glycoprotein 2-beta-N-acetylglucosaminyltransferase-like. The record is from RefSeq and is a predicted model, not a curated record. Gene Ontology annotation, molecular function: alpha-1,6-mannosylglycoprotein 2-beta-N-acetylglucosaminyltransferase activity. The coding region runs from base 191 to 1609 and encodes 472 amino acids. Lineage: Eukaryota; Metazoa; Arthropoda; Malacostraca; Decapoda; Penaeidae. The transcript has 10 exons. Gene Ontology annotation, biological process: protein N-linked glycosylation; oligosaccharide biosynthetic process. Gene Ontology annotation, cellular component: Golgi membrane; Golgi stack.
ACAAAACCGAAAAAAUCCCAAUUGCAACCGUGAUGAAAAAGGUAAAUAUUUUAGGCAGUUUGUUUACACCGAGCGCCCAGUGGCACCCUCGCCGCCUCCACCUGCUGGCACUCUCCCCUCGCCUGUGCCACGGUGCCACGAGGAUGAGCUAGCCACGUUCAGGGAGAAUGGAUCAGGUGCUCUGGCUGUGAUGCGUGGAGGGUGGGCGAGGGCAACCAGGGUCGUAGGUGUUGUAGUCGUGCUAAGUGUAGCAUGGCUCCAGCUCGCGCUCCCUCCUUUACCUCAUGACCCUCAGGCUGCUCUUGGGGCUGGUGCUCGUGAAACCCCAGAGCUUGACCCAGCAAUCAUCAUCCACCACAGCCCAGCUUCAAAGUUCCUACAGGCCAAAGGAAAAUCUUCAAGCUCCUCAGAGGGGUCAAAACUUACAGCAGAACAGAUUCAGGAGAUUCGUGAGCAAAUUCAACUUCGCAGUGGGAAUGAGACAGUUUUGAAUGAGGAGUUAUUUGGUCCUGUUCAGCCUGAUACUAUUGUCAUAGCAGUCCAGGUGCACAAUCGGUUAGAGUACUUAAGACAUUUAAUUGUGUCUUUAGCACAAGCAAGAGACAUAGACUCUGUAUUGCUUAUAUUUUCUCAUGAUAAUUUUGAUGAAGACAUCAACCAGCUAGUCACAACGAUUGACUUUUGUAAGGUGAUGCAGAUCUUCUAUCCACACUCUUUGCAGACCCAUCCUGACAGCUUCCCUGGAGAGUCUCCUGGUGACUGCCCAAGAAACACAAAGCCAGAAGAAGCUGCAAAACUUAACUGCAUAGGUAGCCCAGACCUCUACAACCACUACCGAGAAGCUCGUUUCACGCAAACUAAACAUCAUUGGUGGUGGAAAGCAAAUAAAAUAUUUGAUGAUGUGUGGGUCCUGAGAAACCACACAGGGUUGGUGCUCUUCCUGGAGGAGGACCAUUAUGUCGCUGAGGACUUCCUGCACAUGCUUCGACUCCUCUCAGCGGCCAUCCCUCGAGCCUGUCCCAAAUGUUCACUCAUAACAUUAGGGAACUAUUUGAAAAAUUAUAAUUUCCAAAUAGAUGGAAGAAAGGUGGAGGUUACUCAGUGGGUUUCUUCAAAGCACAACAUGGGUUUUGCUUUUAAUCACAGUGUGUGGCAACAGAUAAAGGCAUGUAGCUCACAGUUUUGUGAUCAUGAUGACUACAACUGGGACUGGUCGCUACUUCAUGUGAGCUCCACCUGCCUUCCGCAGAAAUUGCACACACUUGUUCUCCGUGCCCCGAGGGUCUUCCACAUUGGAGAAUGUGGUGUCCACCAUAAAAAGAAAGACUGCAGCUCGCGCACUGUCUUACACAAAGUGCAUCGAGCUAUACAAGUCGGGCAACAUACCUUAUUUCCACGACAACUGGUUGUUGUUCACACACCUCCAAAAAAGGUGAAAAAGCACAAGGGCAAUGGAGGCUGGGGAGACAGAAGGGAUCAUGCCCUUUGUCGUUCAUUUAGUGUGAGCACAGCCCCUGAUUCUGUGAUGGUCAACAGCUCUGUAUUGUCGACACAAGUGGUUGGUAACAGUUCAGUCAAUGGGAGUGCGAUAGUCCGCAGUGGCUCUUGAUCAUGGUACUGCAAUUUUCUUAUUACUGAUGUAUAUAGGGUGAGAUUUACAAUGUGAUGAUUUUUUUGCAUCAAGGAAAGAAAUAUAGUCGUAAGUGAAUGAGGUUCUUAUUAAUGCUGAGAUGUUUACAUUACUGCAAAUUGAUUAAUUGUUCAGAAAAUGGAUAAUCUUUGCACAAUAAAGUAAAUGGAUGCCAUUUAAA